UAUUACUAUUAGAAUGGGUGGACUCAGAAGCACCCAAAGAUCCUGAUCUGAUAUUAAAAAUCUCAGGAUUCGAACCUGGGACCCCUGGUUCAGAAGCCAAGCAAUUUACUGCUCAGCCUAUGCACCUCCUAUGUCUUCCCAUUAGUCAGUAUCAAUUUUCACUGCUUUGAGGUCCCGUUUGAUUACAUCCAGAUCUACAUAAUGUAGGUGGGGACAACCAGUUUUUUUUGAGCCAGUAGCAAGUUAUCAUAAAGGAUGACUUUUGGGAUGCGAUUUUUCUCCAUCCAACAAACAUGACCAAGCCAGCACAGGCGUCAUUGUAUGAGGAUUGGGAAGACCCACUAUACAGGAUGCAUCACAGGAAUACCAAUGAAAAUUUUUUUAUAUGCCUACCUCUAAGUUGAAAUCUUAAGCCUAAUUAUGCUUAUUUAAAAAGAAAUAUAUUUUAAAAAAAACCUACUAGAAUGGGAAAGACAGAUAAUACUGGAAAGGAAAAGGAGACUUCAAUGGUUUUAGAUUUGUCAGAUUUUGUGACUGAAGUGGACAGAUUCUCUCGACUAAUAGAACCAUUUGCUUUGGUUUUUUAUUUCAUUGAUGAUUUGCGAAGGUGGCGUUUUUGUAAGUCAACUAUAGUCCUUUGGCUGAUAUGCAAUGUGGUUUGCAUUUGGAUUUCUCAGGGUGCUGUGUUUGUCCUGGCAUCAAGUUUAGUAAUUGGCAUUGCGACUGUAUCUUUAUUUCAAAUUCAUACUGGGAUACUGGGCAAACUUUUACCUAGUAAUGAGAAAACAUCUAAAGUCAGUGAUACGGAGGAGGUGGAAGGUACAUUAAGCACAGUGCAGAAUUUCAGAUAUAGUCUAAUUGAAAUGCAUGACUUUGUUGUGAAGAGCAAUGAAUAUCUGAACUACUUCUACUCCAUCAUUAGAUGGGAUUCAUUUGUGCCAUCAGUCAUCUACCAUACAGAAGUCUGUGUUUUCUUGUUGAGUAUUGUGAUGUGCCCAGCACGGUGGAACUGCUUCCUCAUAAUCAAUUGGUUUUUUCUUUGUCAUCCUCAUAUCAUAAAAAGAGGAUACAAAUACUUCAAAGAGAACAAAACCAAUUUUAUAGUCACAAAUAAACCCAGCUCAGAAGAAAAAAAACAGGUGAAUGAAAAUGAAGAUAACAAUGAUGAUGAUCUUAGUGGCGAUGACAGUUCUGAUUUUGACAUGACAGACUCUGUUAGUGAUACAUCUAUGAUUCAACUGGAUCCAUCUCCAUCAAAGCCUGGAAUGGUUGCUAGACUAAUGGAAAUAAAAAAACGUAGGAAACAAACUGCAAGUGAGACCUGUCUAGGGUGUAAAGUCUCCUUUGCUUCUAUUUUAAAAAAGCGACUAUAUUGUCGACACUGUGGCUACAGUUUUUGUAACAGAUGUUGUUACCAAAAAGUGCCCCGUUCUGUAUUUGGAGCCACUUCCCCAGCAGCUUUGAAAGAAACAGUUUUAGUUUGCUGCUCAUGUCAUGCUGUUCUCACUAGUCAAAGUGGAGGAAACUUAGACACACCAGAUAAACCAGGACCUGGUUAAUGAUCAAGGCAUUUCUUACGUGUAACUAAAAUGGUUUACAAAGGUUACAAUUUUCUCUUCAUGGAAGAUGAACUUGAUUAGUUUAGAACUGUGGACAAUGUACUUUGUGAGCUGACAUUUACAAAUAGUACAAAUCAAAAUAUUUUUAUUUUUUUUGCAAAAGAAAAAAAAAGGAACAUAAACCUUAUUGUGAAGUUGGUGUAAUUCAUAAAUUGCCAUUACAGAUUUAAAACUAACAUUGUUUUUUUUUUACAAAAUGAAGGCAGCCAUAUAAUUGGACCAAAUGAUUUCUUUCUUGUUAAUCUGUUUUAAAAAAGCUUCACUAAUUUCUACAAAUGUAUAGGCUGACAUAAUUAUUUUGUUUUAACCCUCUUUAAAAAAAGUACUAUGAAACUUACCUUUAGAUAAAAUUAAUAACAAUUUUUAAAUUAAAUUGGACCAGAUUAGCAGAUUAGUGUUAUAUUAAAUUCUGCCUUAUUUGGCUGUGACUAGUACAUUAUGCAACUAAUGUCAGGUAAUAUAUUCCAAUGCAUGUUUAUAUGAAAAUAACCUCCACUGGUGUGAAAGACCCAUACAAUACCAUAUGAAUAGAAGUGUACUAUUUGUGAAGUUAUUCAUUUAUUCAUUAUUUUGAAAGCCACACCCAUUGAGCUAUACUAACUGGGUACUAGAUCUAGUCCUUAUCUAGUCUAUAGUUGUGACUUUAAACACUACAUUAUAAAUUGCUACAUUAAAAAUUGUUCAGAAAUUUAAUUCAUAAUGUGGCACAAACUAAUAAUGAAUGACACAGAAUUUGAACGCAAAUAUUUGUUUAAUAUUUAUACCUCAUAUAAAGAAAAACAUGUAUCUUUUUUAUAAUUGUACCUAAUUUAAAUUAAUGACUUGCCUUUCUUGAAUACAGAUUUUAGUGGGAGUUAAAUUAAUCUUCUGGUACAUUUUUGAAUAUAUAUGUCACAAUGUGUUUUGAUUUGGAGAACUGUGUAUAGAUAAUAUUUGGGUGAUAAUCAUGUGCAAGGAAAUAUGCAGUUUAUGUUCAAUGGCUGAAGUGCAAUAGUUACAAUAUAGGCUUAGCUUCUCUAUUAUCAAGGCUUUAGAUUGACGUCAUAUUCUUUGGUUGAAAAAGUCACAAAAGCUUUUUAUUUUAUAAUAAUUAUUCUAAUUAUUUAUUUUUGAUUUGUAAAACAAAAUAUUUAUUGUGCGCAAGAUAUUUCUUCAGCUGAAGACAUUAUGAUCAUAGCCUAAUUUAUAUGUGAAGAAAAUACUGCUGGAUUAUUAUAUGGUCCAUUCAGUUGUAGUUUGAGGAUUGAUGGUUGCAAAUGAAAAGCAUGUUUUUUUUACUUUUUUUGUUAUAAGUUAUUGUUGAUUUUUUUUUUUUUGUCAAACUAUAUAGUAUUUAUGAAAAGUAGUUUUUUUUUUUUAUCCUUCUUAUACUAAAAGUUUGAGAAAAGUUUAUAUUGAUUUGGAACUCAUCUGUCUGUGAAGUAAGCAAGCUCUAAAAGUCUUCAGGUUUAAAAAGCUAUGUAGGUCAAGAGAUACAUAAUUUUAAAAAAAUGUUUUGAAUGUUUCAUUUUAAAGACUUAAAAAGAAAAAUUAAUUUUCAGUUCCUGAACUUUUUACACAUUUUUUGACAGAAUUUCAUAGGCCUUGAAAAUAUCUUAAAACAAAAAAAAAAUGUAAUCAGAUAAUGUUGUCGUUGUUAGAACUGUAAACAAUUUAUUUAAAAAAUUGUUAGAAUGUACAAAAUUUAAUAAACAUUUUAGUUAACAAAUUGUUACAAAUAAAACUGAUACCAAAGUAAUAAAAUCAGGUCACCCAGGGUUCUUAAUUUUCACAUUCAGUUGUGCAUUUUGGAAUAUUUGUUAUUGUUUUGUUUUUUCUAAAUAUAUAAUUAUAAAGUAUCACUUAAUUCAGUUUAUUAUCACCUACCUUAAAUUAUUGACAAGUAAGACUAUUGUUUCUGAAGAUUCAUUUGAAAGAAAAUCAUUCUUGUUUUUUUUUUUUUACCCAGAAAGUGUUCCCCAUACUGUGGCUUAUAGUAUGUUAUUAGUCAUAUAUUUACAUUUUUUAGCUUUGGUAAGAUUUUAUUUGUCUCUGUAUAUGUUAUUGCACAAAAGUUACAAUUUCUUUUUAUUAUUAUUAUUAUUUACAUUAUUUCAAGAUCUUUUUUUGGACUACUCAAGAUAAUCUUUUUUUUUUUUUUUUUGGUUACAAUAUUAGUUCCUUGCAUAAAUUGCCAAAAGUAUAAUUAUACUUUGAAUUUCCUCUGACUAAUAUUUGCUGUAUUGACUGGUGGAGCAGGACUAAAUAGUUAGAUAGUUGUAUUUAGUUUGUUAAUUUAGUUUGAUAAUCUUUUUUUUUUUUUUUUUUGGUUACAAUAUUAGUUCCUUGCAUAAAUUGCCAAAAGUAUAAUUAUACUUUGAAUUUCCUCUGACUAAUAUUUGCUGUAUUGACUGGUGGAGCAGGACUAAAUAGUUAGAUAGUUGUAUUUAGUUUGUUAUUUUUGGUUUUCCUCCUUUUUUUCAUUUAUUAAGCACUCUGAUUUUCUUGAGCACCAAUUCUUAGUAGAAAACUUCCUUCAGCCUGUAGAACUAAAGUGUCAUAAAGUUAGUGUGUAAUAGGUUUUAAAAGUUAUGGCCCAUUAGACCAAAGCAUUUGCAAGGUUGCCUUAUUAAAAAUUAAAAUGAAAAUCUCCAAGGGCAGUUCUAAAGUUUUGAAAGGAUCCAUAUUUGUGCCUCAGUACUUUUAUUUCGGUUUAAAUAUAUCAUAAAUGUACAAGUUCACUGAGGCAUUCUGUUUGGCACAGUAUGAUGUACAUGUUAACUGUGGCAUACAGUACAGUACCAUGUACAUGUUAAAUGAGGCAUGCUGCUUUUCUAUAAAUGUAUAAAACACUCAUUUAGUAUUAAAAGAGCAAAGCAAACACAUGUUGAAAUUUAAAUUUAUUUUUGUUGUUAAUGAAAAUAAAUUUUACAAAAAAGGACUUUCUCCAAUGGAUAUCAAAAAUUUUUAUUUUUUUUAAUUGUCUACACAAUUUGUACGGCAGAUAUAUUUUUGCAACUAUAAAUGGUGAGAAAUAAUGACUUUGAAAAUUGUGAAAAGUUUCAGGUAAAUAGCAAGUUUUUUGUUUUUUUUCAAAAUGUGUGUCCAUCAGAUAUGUUUGUUUCACCAAGUAAAACUUUUAACACUUCCCAUAUUCUAUAUUAAUUUUAUGAGGCUGUGAGACCUUUUAUUGUUAUAAUUGGUCUGUAAAUAUUUACAUUUUUUUGUUGUUACCAUACUAUACAAGUAAAGACCACUUUUAUAUUACUAUCAACUCAUUUUUUUUGUUUUCAAAGCUUAUGUAGAUUGCAUAUAAGAAACAAAAAUCCACACUUAUUUGUUUUUAACUUUUCUGUGUAAAUGUGUAUUCAAUUUUUUUCUGUAGCAUUUAAAAGAGCCAUCAAACUGCUUGGGUAGUUUAGAAUGUAUUGUGUGCAACUCAAAAUGUUGUUUGAUUGCUUCUUUCGUAUGUUGUCAAUGAAAGAUUCUUUUUCUUAAAUUAUCUUUUUAAACUUGAAAUAAAUGUAAAGCUAUCCUU
This is a messenger RNA of Biomphalaria glabrata, 5136 nucleotides long. RefSeq names its product protrudin-like. The record is from RefSeq and is a predicted model, not a curated record. Bases 465 to 1559 code for a protein of 364 amino acids. Gene Ontology annotation, cellular component: endoplasmic reticulum tubular network. Gene Ontology annotation, biological process: protein localization to plasma membrane; vesicle-mediated transport; endoplasmic reticulum tubular network formation. The transcript has 12 exons. NCBI's taxonomy places the organism in Eukaryota, Metazoa, Mollusca, Gastropoda, Planorbidae. Gene Ontology annotation, molecular function: metal ion binding.